Molecule: messenger RNA, 1509 nt
Organism: Oppia nitens
Lineage: Eukaryota; Metazoa; Arthropoda; Arachnida; Sarcoptiformes; Oppiidae
Product: beta-1,3-galactosyltransferase bre-2-like
Exons: 2
Coding region: 92-1498 (468 amino acids)
Cellular component (GO): membrane
Molecular function (GO): hexosyltransferase activity
Source: RefSeq, a predicted model, not a curated record
CAAUAUAAUCAUUUGUUUUACUAAGUUAACAAUGUGCUUAAAAAAAUAUUUAAUAAUAGAUAUAUCUCCUAUACGUUUGAUAACAACAUAAAUGGAUACUAUGUCUAAAAAGUUAAAAUUUGUGAUUAUUAUGUUUACGGGAAUGAUCUCAUUGUUGGUUAUUUAUGAUCACUUAAAUGUUAAUCAUUAUAUUUAUCAUUACAUUAAUAAGUCAAUACAUAAUUCAAUUGUUAUCAACAACGGCGUCGGCGACAAUAUUAACGAUAUGAAUGAAAAUGAUUUAUUAUUAAAUAACUUCAAUAACAUUAAUAAUAUUAAUAAUGAUAUCGAAAGUAAUAAUAAUAAUAUUGCAAAUAAUAAUAAUAAUGUUGAAAAUAUCAGUGGUGUUCAUCAAGUAGUGCACAGCAGUCGACAACACAUUAGUAAUAAUAAUAGCAAUAUUUUAGUUAAUUAUAAAAGUCAUAAUAACAAUGAAACUCAUAAUAUCUCACACUAUGAUAGUCAGUAUAAAGUUAUUAAAUCAGAAAUCCGUGAUUUUGAACAUAAAUACUUAGAGACGCCAAUAGUCCGCCGGUCGGCAAACUCGAGACUACUGUACGCRGAUGUUAUACGAGAGAUAACGGGUAUGACUGUCGGCAAUGAACGGUGCGAUCAAAACUAUGGUAACGAUACCCGAGUCGUGAUUAUUGUGAUAUCCCGGGUAAAUGGUUUUGAAACACGAAAUACUAUACGCGAGACGUGGGGUAAAAUAGCCGGUAAAUCUCGAGAUGACAGUAUAGUACUAGCGAUGCCCAGAGGCGUCAAAAUGUACUUUGCAUUGGGACAGACACUGGACAGAGAUGUCGAGCACCGGGUACUGGAAGAGCACCGGAAGUUUGGCGACAUUUUACAGUGGAAUUUCAUUGACAACUAUUACAAUCUGACUGUCAAAUCGUUGGGAAUCUUGCGCUGGAUUUCUAUCAACUGUUUUAAUGUCCGAUUUGUCUAUAAAGUGGACGACGACUGUAUUGUCAAUACUGAAAAUCUGGUCAAAUUCACUGAGACUAUGGACGGCAACACAAUUUACGGCCAGUUUUGGCAUAAGUCGUACGUCGAUAGGAACCUUAAGUCCAAGUUUUACAUCAGCCGAAAGGAUUUCAAAGGUAACGCCUAUCCCGACUAUACGGGCGGCCCGUGGCUUAUGGCCGGACAUCUAAUACCGAAACUCUACGAGAUAGCCAUUACGCGAUCGUUGCCGGCUCUGCCCUGGGAGGACGUGUUUGUGACCGGAGUGGUGGCCAGUAAGGCACGGGUGGCACGAAAACAGUUGAAGGGUUUGGUGUACUACGCGUGGCAACAGUUUAAUCAAUUGAAUUAUUGCUGGUUUCGCGAAAAUAUUAUUUUCUGGCAAAAUUUGGACAAAAAGAUGAUAAUAAAUGGCUGGAAAAAUAUAGUCAAUACUCGCGAUAUGAUAUGUAUUCAUAAAGGAUCCACUAUUUACCCAUUGAUUACUAAUUAAUAAUAUAAUAA